This is a messenger RNA of Debaryomyces hansenii CBS767, 168 nucleotides long. RefSeq names its product DEHA2E01342p. Bases 1 to 168 code for a protein of 55 amino acids. The record is from RefSeq and is a predicted model, not a curated record. The transcript has a single exon. Lineage: Eukaryota; Fungi; Ascomycota; Pichiomycetes; Serinales; Debaryomycetaceae.
AUGCAAUCAUGCAAUAAUCAAUCAUUAAAGCUUAAUUUUGAACGGCUAUUUUUGGCUUGUUUGCUUUAUUAUAGUACUAUUGCAAGAGUCGCUACUAGAGAAAAUAUAUUGGGGAAUAACGGAGCAUAUAAAUCUCGUAAGUGCUGUGAAGGUUUGUUCGUGAACUAA